Vespa crabro (European hornet) is the source of this 2834-nucleotide messenger RNA. Its product is annotated as ATP-binding cassette sub-family G member 5. Bases 351 to 2807 code for a protein of 818 amino acids. The transcript is spliced from 7 exons. The record is from RefSeq and is a predicted model, not a curated record. Lineage: Eukaryota; Metazoa; Arthropoda; Insecta; Hymenoptera; Vespidae. Gene Ontology annotation, molecular function: ABC-type transporter activity; ATP hydrolysis activity; ATP binding. Gene Ontology annotation, cellular component: plasma membrane.
GACAACGUGAGACGAGCUUAUUCCGUAUUAGAUAUUUAUUUGUUAUUACUUUCUGUUGUUUACAAAGAAAACAAUGAUUUGGCGAUGAACAUUGAGUAAUAAAUUAGAGUUCUUAAUGUAAAAUAAAAAGAAGAGAUUUCUUCGGUUGUGAUUUUACUUUUUAUAAUUGAACAGUGGAUGCUGCUUGUAAAAGGCUGAAAGAGUAAAAAAGAAGAGGUGCAGAUAGGUGGACGGAACAGAGAUGCGACAACGUCCUCGAGAAUACUCGAGGAGGCUAGGUUGAAGGCCUAUUCUGAAUGUCGCCGAACAUAACUGAUUGACGAAUCUUCUGACUGUGAUUAUUACGGAAAAUGAGUUCAGAAGCUUGGGAAUUGGAAAGACGGUACUCAGUACCAGGAGCUUUGGAUACCAGAGGACUCGAACCACCAGCUAGCGAAGAUUUGCACGCGUGGUCUAUAUACAGACAAAACCUUAAUUCUGAUUUCACGGACUCAGCACUAGGUUCGGCCGAAAAAUCACCGUUGCCGUACGGUAACUUUCAACUUCGAGAUUCAACGGUACAGAGUAUACUAAGACAUCCGAGAUAUGGUCCAAAGAGUCCACUUGCCAAUAACUCAUAUACCUAUUUGAAAUUUGGUCUACCGCGUGUACUACCACCAACUUCACGCAAUCGUGAUGGUUCUAGCGGUUAUGACUCUAGUGAAGAAGGUCGACGUAUGUCGCAAGUUGGUGCAGCAUCUGCACCAGGUAUCUCGGCAAUGCGUUCUGCUAGAAGUGAUCCAGAUUUUAGACACGUACACGCUUUACCUAGAGAACAAGCGCACUCCCAACUCACGGUAACUAGGGAUAAUUCACGUUUUAGAAGCGUCAGCGAAGCAAAUUUGCUUCAAAAUGUUGUUACGACUAAUCGACGACACAGUAUUGCACCAAUCGAUCCCGGUUAUGCAGGACCUAGUCACAAUAUCUUAAGACCUGAAGAUUAUACAAUGUCAUUGAGAGCUGUAGCUUGCAUUCAGCAUCCACAUUUACAACUUCGCGGUGUAGAGACUAUAGGCUCAGAUGGCCUACCAUUACUUCGCGGUAUUAAUUUGGAAGUUGGAGCAACUGAAGUAUUAGCUAUAAUGGCCACUACCGAAAAAGAAGGGACACAAAUUGUAGAGACAAUCGCUGGCAAAAAAGUUAUCAAGAAAGGUGAUAUUCUUUUGAAUGGCCGAUCCGUAUCCGCUCGUAUUUUGAGAUCUCGCGUUGCUUACUUACCAACGGAGUGUGGACUAACUCCUGGUCUGACAACGCAACAAACUUUAAAUUUCUACAUGUUGUUAAAAGGAGGAAUUAAUAUUACAACACUAGAAGCCGAGACAAUACUCUUGGAGCUUGGAUUGGAAGCAACUAAACACUGUCUUGUGAAUACAUUAACGACGUCCGAGGCACGCAGAUUAGCUCUAGCUUGUCGUCUUUUGCAAGAUUCGCAUAUUCUUACAUUAGAUAGACCUACGCAUGGCUUGGAUAUUUUCGAUGCUUUCUUUUUGGUAGAAUAUUUAAGACAAUGGGCUGGAAGAGAGCAAAGAGUUGUUAUUUUAACAUUGCACCCACCAACUUAUGAAAUAUUAACAAUGAUAUCCAGAGUUACCCUCACUUCAGGAGGUAGAAUUAUGUAUUCUGGACUUAGAAGAGAUAUGUUGCCAUAUUUUGCACUUGCCGAGUUUCCCUGUCCUUCCUUCAAAAAUCCAUCAGAUUAUUAUCUUGAUUUGGUAACUUUGGACGAUCUAUCGGCAGAAGCUAUGUUAGAAUCCUCACAAAGAAUAGACCAUUUAGCAGAAUUAGCUAGAACGAGAUUACCAGCUUUAAGCGAUCCUGGACCACCUUGUCCACUGCCGCCAGCUAUUUCCAGUGCUAAUGUAUUUGUACAUAUUUAUGCUCUGUUAUUGAGGAUUCUUAUCUACAGUCAACCUCUAACAAUGACAAAAAUGCUUCAGAAGAUUGUUAUUUCAGCAUCUCUCAGUAUUUUAUUGGGUGCAAUAUUUUGGAACGUUGCUAGAGAUUCUAAUCUAUAUCUGAGAGAUAGAAUAGGAUUUCAUUAUGCCAGUUUGGGUAUUUUUUGCUGGCCUCUUAGUAUUUUAGCUAUACGUGAAGUCGCUAAUUGUAGACCAAAUGUAGAAAGGGAUAUCAGAGAUGGACUUUAUGGAAGAUUUAUCUAUAUCUUUAUAGAACUAUGUUGUGAUUUACCAAUUUGGUGUCUAGUAUAUUUAGUAUACUUAGCACCAGCAUUCGCGAUGUGUGGAUUACAUCUAGUACCUGAUGAAAAUUUAACAUCUUUGUGGAAUUACCUUGCUAUUGGUUUAUUAUACUUGAUGCUACAGCAUUUAAUAUGCAUACUUUUUGCUCAUAUAUGCAGAUGGACAUAUCUAGCAGCUUUAUGUUCUGCUAUUAUAAUUGGUGAAUUAAGUUUGGCUGCCGGAGUGACGUUACACUUAGAGAAUUUACCAUCGUGGUAUAGACAAAUUAGUCCCAUGCGAUGGGCACUAUCUUUAUUACUUCCCCCUCUUCAUGGUCCAGAAAGUAUGAGCAAAUUAACUAAUUGUAAACCUAAGCAAGUUCUACGCCAAGAUAUCAUUUUUCAAAAUACGUGUGAACCAUCAGAUGGUAGUUUAGCAUUACUUGAAAUAGCAUUUGAUAAAUUUGAUCUACAAAUAGAAUUGUGGAUGGGUGUAGGAGUAGCUAUACUUAUUGUACUUAUUAUGUUGGCAUUUUUAAGUAUUAAGUAUAAUGCUUUAAAACGACCUCGAAGUGCACCGAAUAAACCUUAAAAGACAUUAAUCAUGUAUCAAAUGGUA